CAGCUGGGGGAGGAUUUCCGACCCACUCACAGCGAAGAUGGUGGCACAGGAGUGGAGGUAUUACGUUGGUCCGGAUAGGACGACACACCAGCCCCCAAACUCCCGCUGUAGCUCUUUUUUCCUUUAGUCCCUGAGUCCAGCAGAGAGCUGUGUCAGGGGGGGAAAGGGAGGCAACCAGCGGCGGACGGAAGAGGACGCACCACAGCCAGAGCGCAUAGUGUUGUGUUUGUUGGACACAUGCAUGCCAGCGAAAACUAGUGCUACCCAGACCUGAAGAAUUACUUGGAAUAAGGAGUUAUUGCUGUUUGUGGGGCGGUUUUUGAUAAUCCCACCGAAGACCUUCUCAAAGGGCUUCCUUUCUCGCUCUGGGGAUUCUUGUUUUGCCUAUUUGCUCCGGGGGAAUGCGAAAGGAGGAAAUCCAGCCUCUGCUCCAAAUAACCAGAGACUCCUAACUGGGUCUCCUCUCCAAACUCAGGAAAUACGGCCUGGGAAAAAAAGUUUGGGAGACUUUGGAAACAAGAGGGGGCCUAUCGCUGACGUUUCACACGCGCUUCACGACAUGGUUUUUUGGGACCACUUUUAAUCUGAGACCUGAAGCUGUCCCUCAUUAAGUUAAUGAAAAGCGGUCAAAUGUUACACUCCGUGGGUGUUGUUAUUGCAAAAGUUUUGAUCAUCACUAUUUAUAGACCAGCCUGCUCCGACCGAGGUUGUUCCUCAUAGCUGUAUAUUUUGCCAACUGCGCGCAACAAGUUGCAGACACUCCCAGCAGAGGCAAAGCGACACUAAUCUGGGCCAGCGGAAGGUAUUUUCUGCUCUUCUCCUUUUGGAUUACGCGUCUUUGCAUAGCGCAUACCCCUCCUCGACCACCUCUUUGGAAGGCAGGGGGGGAAUAAACGGUGGAAAUCCGGAGAGGGAGUUCAGGAAAGGACGGGGCUGGAUCCGUGGGAAUAGGCCUGCCUGUCAGGCCUCUCAUGAUCUGGAUCUUGGACCGGACAGGGCUCCAAAAUAACUCAGUCUGGAUUAUUUUUCAAGGAUCCGCUGGGAUUAAGAUGGAAGAAGAAUGUAUGGGGGAAAGAAAUGCAAAUCCUUAGCACACUGAGCCAUGCACGAGAUGGGUUGUAGAGGAAAGUAAAGUUGCAUUAAUUACAGAUCAUCUGGUUUUUAAUCAACAGGGAGAGCAGGGUGCACACAGGGAGGGUUUUACAGCAGUCACAGUUAAACUCAUGUAAAGAGACAGCAGAGAGUUUCAGAGUGAGGACUGAUAUCACUUUUUAUUAAAGCACUCUUCUUUAGAUUUCUUCUUUAUGAUAAGGGAUUUUUAAAGUAUUAUAAAUUGUUUAUCACUUCUAGCUUUGCAUAACAACAUUUAGUGUUCUCACAGGCUAGAGGGAGAGUGAGUGUGCCAUUAGUCGCGCAUGCUGUGCAGAUAAGAGGGACAGUGUAACUUUUGCAGCCACUUGCUUUGCACAACGCCAACUGUUGACAGCCUGAAUCUGGGUCUGCUCACACGAUGAAGCCCUGGACCUGAACGCUGCUUUUUUCCACGCGAACAACCUUUUUACGGAAUGAAGAAAACCCUCGGCAUGUCUCCUGCUUUGACUUUGUAAUGUCAGCAGUAUCGGUAUUGCGCACAUACAGAUGAGGUAAUUUCCAGUCAUGCAACGUCAGGAAUGACUUGAUGAAGGCAUAUUAAAAUCCGUUGCAUCACAACGUUGUCCUUUCCGAGAAGGAUGUUGAAUUCAAGAGGCAGAAAGAGUGAUGACAGUGUUUUUACCGCAGCUGGGGAGAACGCCGGGCUCGUACCCAGAGCCUCUUUGGAGAAGGAUACAUGUAAUGUGAGUACUGACGCAAACCCGGGCUCGGAUAAUGAACUGCUCAAGAAACUGGAACGGCGCGUCUUGUGUGAGUGAAUGUGCAGGCUGCUGUGUGCGUAGCAAAGACGUGUGUGCCGUGCUCACCAUACAUGCAGUGUGAUUAUUCCAACAAACACCUUUGCUCUCUCUGUGUCCCUCUCUUCUCCUCGUGCCACAUGUGCUCACACUGCGCCCACGCUCUCUGUCUGACUGCCUGAGCGCCAUGGGAAGAUAUUAUUAAUAUUUAACAACCCCCUCGUUUCUCGUCACAUAAGUCAAUAUGGCCACUCUGCAACAUCACCGGCAGCUUCUCAUGCAUGGCACGGAGGUAAGCUGCGACUCCAGCGGUGAUGGCGCAGUGACCGUGCGGAUUACCAACAGCGCGCCACACGUGCAUCAACAUGAGCCGCUGAGGGCUGCCAGCAGUGGAGCUGGAGGAUAUGGCGCUGUGAGUAAAAUGAACCCUAACCUCCACAAAUACAGCAUCUCUUCCAGCUGCAGCUCAGCAGACUCCAGACCGGCAUUGACGACCUCCUCCUCCAGGGUGCACAGGGAGGCCCCGCCCCUUUUUGAACGCUCUGCAGCCCAGUGCUGGGACCCCAAGUUUGACUCUGCCAUCCUAGAGGAUGCGUGCCAAGACAGGUGCUUCCCUCAGACACAGCGGCGCUUCCGUUAUGUGCUGUUCUACCUGGCGGUGUCAGCUGUGCUCUGGGGGGUGUACUUUGGGGUCAACAGCGACCGCUGUGACCCUGUGACCUUUUUAGCCCCCACAGCCUCCUUUUUAGUCCUCCUUGUGCUCCUCUUUUUGUUCACCCUAACCCAGCCUUACACGUGUCUGUACAAUCAAACUUCCCUGCUCCUCAUUGCGAUCACCUUCGCCAUCACUUUAGCUCCUCAGAUCCAGACUGCUGGUUUCACAGAGCUGGGGUGGGCUGGUGGCGGGAAUGCCUCGUAUUUCUCAUCAAACAGAGAAGCACCACCUCCCACUCCUUGCAUCUCUCCUGUGGGCACCUUUUCCCUGUGCAUGGAGGUGCUGCUGCUGCUCUACAGUGUCCUCCAUGUUCGUCUGUAUGCCUCUGUCAUGCUGGGGCUCCUUUAUUCUAUAUUGUUUGAGGCGUUGGAGUGGCUCCCGCUGCUUCAAAGGAGUUAUGACACACCUGGAUGGGGGACGGGGUUAGUGGGUUCAGAUUGGAAAGAAGACACGCUCCACUGGCUGGCCCCGGCGAAAGCUCUGCUCCACCUGUGCGCCCAUGUCAUAGGCAUUCACCUGUUCAUCAUGUCGGAGGUGCGGUCCCGCAGCACCUUCCUGAAGGUGGGCCAGGCCAUCAUGCACGGCAGAGACUUAGAGGUGGAGAAGGUCUUGAAGGAGCGUAUGAUCCACUCGGUCAUGCCAAGGCGAGUUGCAGACGAGCUGAUGAAGCAAGGGGAUGAUGAGGGUGGUGGCGAGAACUCUGGCAAGCGUUAUUCCUCUGGUGCCUGCUCUGCCUCGGCCGUCUCAGUAGGCGGCGGAGGCGGUGGAGCUUCACAAUCUCAAAGUGCCACACACCCUAAUAAUCACCGCCACCACCACAAACGAAAGAAGACCUCCAUCCCUCGAGGACAGAUCAUCUUCCGGCCUUUUAAUAUGAAGCGCAUGGAGCCUGUGAGCAUCCUCUUCGCAGACAUCGUGGGUUUCACCAGAAUGUCUGCCAAUAAGUCCGCCCCGGCCUUGGUGGGUCUUCUCAAUGACCUGUUUGGACGCUUCGACCGGAUCUGCGAACUGACCGGCUGUGAGAAGAUCAGCACUCUGGGAGAUUGCUACUACUGUGUCGCUGGCUGCCCUGAGCCCAGACCAGACCACGCCAACUGCUGCGUGGAGAUGGGCUUGGGAAUGAUCCAAGCCAUCGAGCAGUUCUGCCAGGAGACGAGUGAAACCGUCAACAUGAGAGUGGGAGUCCACACUGGCACCGUGCUGUGUGGGAUCCUGGGAAUAAAGCGCUUCAAGUUUGACGUUUGGUCAAAUGAUGUCAACCUGGCUAACUUGAUGGAGCAGCUCGGCGUGGCGGGCAAAGUACACCUGUCAGAAGCUACAGCCCGAUUCCUGGACGACCACUAUCAGAGGGAGGACGGGCGAGUGGCAGAGAGAGCCGGGGAGAGCGUGGUGGAGAAACUGAAAGGUCUGAAAACGUACCUGAUCUCAGGCAGGAAGCUGGAGCAUGACGCUCAGUGCGGCUGCUCUCAGGUGGGACUUUCAGCUGGAGGCGGCCUGUCCUCCUGUCCUCAGCCCUGCACGCCGGACCUAAUCCCUGGAGGAGCUAAGGCUGCUGAGCCCCUGCUGCCCAACCAACAGCCAGACAGGAUCGGGCCUCCCUCUGGGGCCCGUGGUGUCAUCCUGUCUUUGGGGGCAGAGCAUGGAGAAGAUGUAGCUGUGCUGAACGGCUGCCAGGAGGAGCACAAGACCAGCAGUGCAAAGUUCAUCCCAGGUCACAGCCCCCGAGCAGCCAACGGCCUCUUGAGUCCCCCUCUUGAGGACCCAGUGCGAGCCAGCCAGAGCUCUUUGUGCGACAUGCUCCAGGAGAAAGAAAAGAAGACCAGCACCAGCACGGGGACCGGCACCAGUGUGGGCAUGGCUGGCGGCGCAGGAGCAGCAGGCACGGGGAUGGAUCACUCGGCCCUGAUCCAGCUGCGUGCUAAGAACUUCAAGGAGAUGAGCGACGUACACUUUGUGGAUGUUAUCAGAGAGAACAGUCUGAUGAAGGACUACUUUUUUAAACCGCCCAUCAACAAAAUCAGCCUCAAUUUCCUCGAGAGACCUCUGGAAAAGGCGUACCGCAGCAGCUACAAAGAGGAGGUGAAGAACCAGGUCCAGGUGCAGACAUUUGCGAGCUCCACCUUCAGCUCCUUCCUGGACGUCCUGCUCAGCUGUUUUGUCUUCCUGGCUCUGACACUGGCCUGCUUUCUUCCUCCUCUGGUGAGCCCGGACACCGUGGGCCCGACUGCUGUGGCUGCCAUGGUCCUGGCUCCACUGGCAGGACUCUUUGAACUGGCGUCGCUGGUGCUGUCCAUACGGAUGGCCUUCUAUCUGGAGGAUGUGAUGAACUGUACCCGCUCGUUGCUCUUGGGGGUCUCUGGAUGGAUCCCGCGUCAUGUGAUUGGAGCUGUGUUAGUCUCCCUCCCUGCCAUCUCUGUGUUGUCUCACUUCACCUGCAGUGUCAACAUGCCCCUCCAGGUGAUCAUGUUCUUAUGCUGUGCCACUAUCCUGGCUAUCAUCCAGUACUGCAACUUCUGUCAGCUCAGCUUCUGGAUGCGUUCAGUCCUGGCCACUGCUACAGGCGUUGCCCUGCUGCUGCUGCUGUACAGCCCCCUCCACAGCUCCAGUAAUAACGGCUUGCCAGUUCAUGGCCUGAACAUCUCCUCCUCCAGCGAUGUGGUUUUGACGUCGGUCAUUCCCGGUCCUGACGCUGUUACUCCACCGCGUCUUCUUGACCUCCUGGUUCCAGAGGCCGUGCUGGCCUUCUUCCUCCUGCUGCUCCUGGUCUGGUUCCUCAAUCGGGAGUUUGAGGUCAGCUACCGUCUCCAUUAUCACGGGAACGUGGAGGCUGACAAGCACCGCUCCAAGAUCCAGACGAUGCGGAACCAGGCCGAGUGGUUACUGGGAAACAUCAUCCCCAUCCACGUCGCAGACCAUCUCAAGGUGACCCAGAGCUACUCCAAGAACCACGACAGCGUUGGUGUGAUAUUUGCCAGUAUUGUAAACUUCAGCGAGUUCUAUGAAGAGAGCUACGAGGGUGGUAAGGAGUGCUACCGGGUCCUCAACGAGCUGAUCGGAGACUUCGACGAGCUCCUGCGCAAACCUGAAUUCCAAAGAGUGGAAAAAAUCAAGACGAUUGGCGCCACCUACAUGGCGGCGUCUGGUCUAAACGUGGCGGAGAUGGCGGAGAACGACGAAGUCUCUCCUCACAAUCACCUGAAGGCACUUUUCAACUUUGCCCUGGAGAUGAUGGGCGUCCUGGACGACUUCAACAAGAACAUGCUGGGCUUUGGGUUCAAGCUCCGUAUUGGAUUUAAUCACGGCCCGCUGACGGCCGGGGUGAUCGGCACCACUAAGCUGCUUUAUGACAUCUGGGGAGACACGGUCAAUAUUGCAAGCCGCAUGGACUCCACAGGCGUGGAGUGUCGCGUGCAGGUGAGCGAGGAGAGCCAUGCAGUGCUCAGCAUCAUGGGCUUAGAGUUUGACUAUAGAGGUACAGUGAAUGUUAAGGGCAAAGGUCAAAUGAGGACCUUCCUGUACCCCAGAUGUGGGGAAAGCAUAAGUCAGGAUGGAACGGACCAGGGCCCCAGCAACGGAUCCGUGUCCGUGGCUUUAACAGCCAACAAGACUUCAGGAUCUGUUUCUCAGGCAGCAGCUCCUCCUUCCUAUUCCUCCACUCCCCCUCCUUCCUCCACCUCUGUUUCUUCACUCUCUCCCCCAUCACAAAGUGCUGUGAGGCCUUCAGGAGCACCUCAGUCCACAGAGAUGAGGGAGGAGGGAUAUAGGGACGCUUCACAUCUCCCCGCCACAGACGCUCACCUCCCUCCCAGCUCUGAACUCGGCCCAGAGCCCGGAGCUCACCUGUCCCUCCAGGUGCAGCCUGCUCCUCUCGCACUUCAGGAGGGGGAGGAUGAAGAGGCGGCUAACGAGCUAACGAAACUCAACGAGGAGUUUUACGCUCGUCUCUGAUCCCUCCUGUCGUCUGCUGCUGCCUCUCCAUGUCUGACUGCAGGUGUGGGCAGGAUGUUCCUUCCUCUGGAUGAAGUGUCCUCAGCAUGAAUGAAGAAGAGGAGUGUGUCGCUCCAACACAAACAGUGGCUACAAGAAUGGUCACCAAAGUCUUUCACAAAGUGCUGGGGCGGGUUGGACCUGUGUUGAGCACAGCAGUGUUGGGAAUAAAAGCUGAAAGGGUUCAGAGCGAUGCUGCUGGCUUUGUCCUCCAUGUUUUUCUAAUUUGUUUUUGUUAUAAAGUGCCUUCAGGACUAGAAAAGUGAACAAAUAUGAAAGCUGAACAAAGUCUGAUCAGUUGUAGACGACACAUUAUGCUGUGGUUUCUUACUCCAUGCUUUUAUUUUCAAUGCAAGUAUUUCUUUAAAACAAAAUCAUUGUUUUUGUGGCAUAUCAUUUGUUGUAACUUGAUCAAAGUUUUGACCUUUAAGGGAAAAUCAUUUUGGAUUCUACAUAAGUGCCAGUGCAAAAAAAAAGAUGGGCUGAGCAGGGAACUAAGGGAAGAAUGAGGGAAUCACGUGAAGCAGUGUUAAUAAAUGUAUUCUGCUUUAACAUGAGGGCUUCAUACAGUAUUCAUCUGUGCCAGAGUCUCGGUAUAAGGGGACGAGCUACAAAGCCUACUGCUUAGAUUUUAGUUUGUGUAGCAGCUAAAUGCACAUUUUAAGCACAGGUCUCGCACAGUGUUUCCUCGACCACUUGUAUUAAAUAAUCCUCACGGCAAAAAACACUUCUUUGAGCAUUUUAAUAGAACCCCUGUGUUUCACAAGAAGUACAAUCAAGAGCACAACAUUAGAUCAGAUAAGGGAAUAUUAGUUUGAUGAGAAGGUGGUUGAAUGGAGAUCAUCACGUGAGCUGGCAGGCACUUUAAUUAAUCUUUAAGUGAUACUUCACCCAAGAUUUGUCCUUCAGGAAUGAAACAGUCCUCGCUCAAAGACCUGGAACAUGGAAGUGAAAUAGGUUGCAGCCAGCACAGUCAGAUGGAACCACUCCACGGCAUUGAAAGCUGCAGUUCAGCAUGCUACACAUUUGUUACACUCACAUUUACCUGGUGAUUUUUGGUGUCCAUUACAGGACAUAAACAGGGUUACUCAGUUAUCAGUUUCAGGUCCAAUUGGUAAAAAUGUAGUGCAUACUUUUGGGGUCAUUUAUAUAAUUUUCAGUCACAGAGGAAAGACGAAUGUUGCAGCAAGAGAGGGGUAUAUGUAACAGCAUUUUACUUAGAUCCCAUGUCAUAGUCACACCUUAACACUUGCAGGUUUUAGCAUAGUGUGCAUUAGUUGGAGACUGUUCUUAUUGCCUUAUUAAGUGUGUUGGUAAGUGUUUACAGCAGCAGGAAGGUGAGCUGUAAGAGGGAUUAAAUAUGAGAUCAUGUAUAGUGAGCAGGUGGUUGCACGCAUUAGAAUCCCAACAGUGUGAGCAGGAGCUCGGUGCAAAGCGAAGGCACCCUGAAGUGAGACAAGGCAGAGUUCAUUGAGAAUUAAUAAGAGUUGUUUUGGGGUUUUGACCAAUCAGGAUCAGAAAUAGAUUAAUUAGCCUGUGUGUGAUGUAAAGAGGGAACAUGAAGGCUCACUGGCUCUAAAGCACAGAGAGAUCAGCUACAGUGUGUAAGGCUUUACUACCUGUCAGUGGGGUUGAUUCUUUCCUGGUUUUGAUCUAUUAAUUUAAUGUAUUAAUCCAAAAGAAGAUCCCAUGUUGAGAGCUUGAGUAAAGUAUCACUUAAAGCGGGACUUUGAGGGACAAUCACUGCAGAGUUGGGGCGGUCCUUCUUGUGUCCGAGCACAGAUCAACUUUUUUUCCUCCAGAGAGUUAGACUUCAGACUCACAGUUUGAGGCGUGUGUUGCCUUUGUCACCAGAAGACAAAACAAUCAUCGGUCAGUCCAUCACAUCACAGUUGAUGCAUUCACUCGUUCAUAUCGUCUGCCUUUAGCUGUGACUUGCUGUUAAAGGGGUGGGGCUCUAACCUGUAACGGCCCUUCCCCUCCGCUGUAUUAGUCUAUUUAACUCGUGCCACUUAAAUGGAGUGACCUACAGGUGCAGUGCAACCUAAACUAGCUGAUUGUUUUGUGGUGCCUCAAAGUAUGACUGUGUUUUUUUAGUAUUUUGGAUUUGGAAAGUUUUUUUUAAUCAUGCUGUUUUCAUACUGAGGAUAGAUAAUGAUUGUAUGUUUGAGGAAAUGACGCGUGUUGUGCAGGUUUUGUGAUUCUUUUUGACAGAUUCCAUCUUUUGUGUUGCUUUUCCUCCACCUGCCAUUAACAGGUUGCCUGGGAUAUUGUGAGGGUUUUCUUAUCCAGGACUACAAACCCUGUAGUUCCUUUUAGUUAUCACUCACUUCCUGCUUUGUUUUUACUCCUAAAAGCACUUGUUUCCCUCUUCAACUUUGUGUGCAUGUGUGGGAAAGAUUUUCAAGGUUUACUGCAACUAAACAACUUAAUAGAUCAGAGAACCACCUGACCAAAUUUGACCGAUAGUUUGAUGUUGCUGCCUUAAUCAUUUAGGAUUUAUACGCACAACACUACCUUCAUUAAAUUGGAAACCUUCAAUUUGACCCUGAAGAGAAAUUCUUCUGCUCAAAAGGAGGAACUAUCUUUUGUUUUCUUUGUAGCUGUCUCCAUCUGUAGCAAAAAAGAAAUGUGUUUACCUCUACUACUGUGCACUCCAAACACACAAGUGCCUUAGUUUAAUCAGCAUGUGUGGACUUCAUUACAUGUUAUCCUAUAAUAAUGAUAAGUUCACUGGAAUCCAAAAAGUUUCCCAAGACAAAAAAAUGACAUGACAUCUACGUAGCUGGCUUUAAUCUUAAUUUAUUGUGAUCAUUUAAUGUUGCAGGCUUGUAAUGCAACCUAUCCAUGUGGCAGUCGUGAUAGAUUUAAAGUGUGUGGGACUCCACAUGUUGAAGUGCACACCCCCUCUUCAGUAUCACACAUCUGUACACACAUAAAUAAAACAUUCAAGUGAACACUGCUGGGUCUGUGAUCUGUGAUACAGUCGGGGAAAAGUGUGUGAUCUUGUUUGCAUGCGGACUAACGAGGAGUUUCCUUCCCUGCUGAACAUUAGUAGUUUGAUUCUGCACCACAUGAUCAACCCUCGGAUAUGUUUCUCUUGAAGACUAUGUCAAACAUAGAUCAUUCAUUGCCUUCACGCAGGCUUCUUCAACUCACUCUGCUUUGCUCUUGUAAGGGAACUUAGAUUUAUUAUUCCUCUGAUAAUUUAUCUAAGGAUGACUUGUGUUUGAUGAGUUUGGUUUCAAAUUUUUGCAGAGUGUCCCUGGAAGUUCAGCGCUUUAGUCAAAAGAUGCUAUCAGGAAAACCUUGAAGAAGUAAUCAGUCAUCCUGUUUUGUUCAAGAAAUGUGAUUUUGGUUUGUGAUGGAAAAUAAGGGAAAGACAUCAAAGCAAAGAAGUGUUCUUUUUCAGCACUUGUUAAAAUCAUCACCGUUAUAUAGCAUCGCCACAUACUCUCAGUACAGUUGUUCAGCCCGUAUGUGUUUUUAAUUACACUGGGACGAAUAUGGAACGAGUUGUUUGAUUGAAACUGUUUUUCUUUUUGUUUCAUGUUCAUGAAUGAGGUGUAUUAUGUAUGUUCUUGUGCACAUUACCCUUGUAUCAUUUAUCAACACCUGAUCGUAAUCUGUACACAUUUGCACAAAGCACUCAGUGUUUGUACAUAUGCAGUUAUUUUGUCACAUAUGAUUUUUUUUAUACAUGUGCAUGUGUCAGAUUUUGCCAGAAAACAAUGAAAAUGAGACACGUAUUAUCAAAUCAAAUUAAUGUGUGUCUAUUUGAGUGAAUGUUAUGAUUUUAAUACACUUUUUUUCAGAGUGAGAGAAAUAAAUCUCUAUCAGAAAACAGAUGAGUGCACUGUUAAGUAUAAAGUGAGCCUGAAUCUAUGUCAAAACAUGUUCACUAAAAUUA
This is a messenger RNA of Notolabrus celidotus (New Zealand spotty), 10501 nucleotides long. RefSeq names its product adenylate cyclase 9 (gene adcy9a). Gene Ontology annotation, biological process: intracellular signal transduction; adenylate cyclase-activating G protein-coupled receptor signaling pathway; cyclic nucleotide biosynthetic process. The transcript is spliced from 11 exons. Gene Ontology annotation, molecular function: adenylate cyclase activity. Lineage: Eukaryota; Metazoa; Chordata; Actinopteri; Labriformes; Labridae. The record is from RefSeq and is a predicted model, not a curated record. The coding region runs from base 2134 to 6552 and encodes 1472 amino acids.